Paramecium sonneborni is the source of this 885-nucleotide messenger RNA. The record is from the annotation of a GenBank genome assembly. NCBI's taxonomy places the organism in Eukaryota, Ciliophora, Oligohymenophorea, Peniculida, Parameciidae.
AUGAACUUUAAAUAAAAAAAUAAUCGGAAAACAAAAGUAUAGUUUUACUAUGAACAAACAUAAGAAAGAAGAAGAAAAUAAGUCACUAAAAAUGUUAAAACUUAUUAAUUGUUUCAGUCUCCUUAAAAAAGUUCAAGACUAGUUAGGAAAAAUAAAUUUGAGAUUAGUUCAUAAAAAUUGGGCAAUUCAAGCUGUUGUUGUUCAGAAUGUGGAAAAGAAUCAGGUUUUAAAUAAAGAAUAUUCAAAAUUUAUACAUUUACUGAGACUUAAUAAACAAAAAAAGAAUAGUAAAAAUAGUAAUAAAUAUUGGAUCGUUACAGAAAUUCUAAAUAUAUUAAAACCUUUAAGAAACUAGUUUAUUGCUUACUUUUUAUAAUCAGAUAUAAAUUAGUUUAAAAUAUAAGAUAUAGAUAAAGAUAAAGAAUGAAAAAAGCAUUUAAAACAAGAAUAGAUAAUCCAAGGAUGACAUUUCUUAAUGUGUUAGAAAUUGCCACAAAGUAAUUUCAUAUAAGUCCUAAAUUUAAAUCUGCAACUAAUUUUGAUUAUGUCUUUAGCUAAAAUGCUACAGCAGUAAAUUCUCCUUAGGAUUCAGAUGAUGAUUAUAAUCAUCUUAAGGCAGGAAAAUCUUUCGUUAAUAAAUUUUCUUCAGAUGAAUAAUGUAUUCAUAAGAAAUUAUCCAAAUCUCAAUAAAAACUAUAUUUUAUAACUGGAACGAAUUCAGUUUUAAAUCAAUAUGUUACAAAGAAAUUAAACCAAUCUAAUUAAAAAUUCAAGAAUUAGUAAUAAUAAUAAAAAAUAUUACCUCCAUUACUUUCUAAGCAUACUUCUCCAAGAUAAAAUUAAUCUACUUAUUUACCUAAUAUAAGGUUUAAAUAGAUUAAUUGA